This is a messenger RNA of Trematosphaeria pertusa, 1782 nucleotides long. RefSeq names its product MFS general substrate transporter. The record is from RefSeq and is a predicted model, not a curated record. Bases 1 to 1782 code for a protein of 593 amino acids. Gene Ontology annotation, molecular function: transmembrane transporter activity. NCBI's taxonomy places the organism in Eukaryota, Fungi, Ascomycota, Dothideomycetes, Pleosporales, Trematosphaeriaceae. Gene Ontology annotation, biological process: transmembrane transport. The transcript has 3 exons.
AUGGUCGAGGAACGAUUCGAUUUCUACAUUGAUGAAGACGCAGAACUCGCCAAACCCAAGCCACUUCCUCUUCGCGAACCGCGCUUGGUGUCUCCCUCUAAAGACAUUGAAGUCCCUCGACGUCAGUCCUCAGAUUCACACCCCGCAUUCGGUCCUGAGGCAGAUCCCGAACCAGAGUCGACCUUCAAGAGCGUCAAGAAGAAGCAUGAAUCGUAUGACCUAUCAGGAAGUAUCUUCUUGAUUACCGGAGAUGGAAGGACGCUCAACUUGCCCGUGCCCUCAAACAGCAAACUGGACCCUCUGAAUUGGGGCGCUUGGAAGACAGCUGGUGCUAUUCUAGCCCUGGGAUGGUACUCCGUCGUCGUUCUCACACCGUCGCAGGCGGCUAGUCUAAUGAUGCACGGUCUUCUAGCUGACUUUAGUGAAGAGGAUAGCAAGCCAUGGACACUAGAGACUCUGAUCACAGCUCCUACGCUGUUCAUGGGCAUCGGAGCGUUCCUCUGGGUACCCCUCGGUCUUGCACUUGGACGGCGUCCGGUGUUUCUCAUCGCAUCGUUUGUUAACCUGGUCGCCAUCAUCGGAGCUGGAUACUCGCAGACGUUUCAUCAACUCCUUUUCUUCAUCUGCUUGCUCGGCAUGGGCGAAGGAUUCGCCCUUACUUCAGCAUUUCUGAUGAUCAUCGACAUGACAUUCAUCGACCAGCGACCAAAAGCCAUCGCUGCGCUCUGGUCCGUGCCAGGGUUCAUCGGCACCGGCGCCCUAUCACUCGUCCCCUAUCUAUCUAACCACGGCACGGACUGGCACAUUUUCUACCGCUGCUGGACGAUUCCGGUUGCCGUUUCCUUCUUGUUGGCAUUCUUGUUGUACCCGGAAUCCUACUUCAAGCGUCCGACGGUUGCGUUUGACGGCCUCAUCCUUCUCCAAAGCGCAACCGAGAAACUCACGAUCUACGAAGACCUCGAGGCCGACUCGGACCUCUACAAAGACCUUCCCAGUUAUCCCUUUGACUCCGAUGCCAAAGGCCUCCGUUACCGCCUCGGCCUUGCUCGCUCCCCAUUCACAUCAUGGAAAGCCAUGGGCCGAUGCUAUCUCCAGAUAGCCUUCUGCGCGAUCAAUCCACUCAUCUUCUGGGUUCUCAUCGCCUCAUCGUUCAACUUCGCGGGCAUGAUGUUCAUCGGCGCAACAUACGGCCGCAUCCUCGGCUCUGCGCCCUACAACCUCCCCUCCUGGCUGAUCAUCCAAGUCAACAACUCCUCCGCCAUGGGCAGCCUCCUCGCUUUUCCCUUCGUCGGCUUCGCCAUGUGUAAGCUGCUGACGCGCCUGUCGAAGCGCAACCGCGGUGUGCGAGAAGCAGAGCACUACCUCUUCGCGUACAUCUUUCCCGUCAUCACCGGCGCGCUGAGCACACUGCUCUACGGCCUUGCGGUCCAGCGCCACUGGCAUUUCGCCACGUACUAUUUAGCGUAUGGCCUGAACGGGUUCUCGUGGGUGACGCUGUCGAUUGCGAAUACGCUGUGGGUAACGGAAGCGUUUCCGCGGUGGGCUGCUCCGGCGCUUGUCGUCGUUGGUGGAGGCUGCUACCUGCUGAGCUUCUCGAUCAGCUUUGCGCUCGUGCCUUGGAUUGCGGCACAUGGGUAUAUGCUGGUUGGCAUUGAGCUGGCGGUUUUGCAGGUUGUGGGUGGGUUGAUCGCGGUGCCGAUUGCUUUUUGGGGGAAGAGCGCGAGGCAGAGGAUUCAUGGGAGGUGGGGGGACGAGCGGGGUGGCGCGUUGAGACCGCUGUAG